This is a messenger RNA of Trichomonas vaginalis G3, 2514 nucleotides long. Its product is annotated as armadillo (ARM) repeat-containing protein family. Lineage: Eukaryota; Parabasalia; Trichomonadida; Trichomonadidae. The coding region runs from base 1 to 2514 and encodes 837 amino acids. The transcript has a single exon. The record is from RefSeq and is a predicted model, not a curated record.
AUGACCGAUUUAUCCCUCGAAAUUAUCCGGCACGCCAUUGCAUCAUCCAAGGAAAAUAACACUCAGGUUCAAGAAGAGAAUAGAAUUAUCCAUGAUAAAUGGACAUCUUUUCCACAAAAUAUCAAAUAUUGCAUUCAAUUACUACAAGAGCCGCAAAGCCAUCUUGAAAUAUUCUAUGCAGCUCUUGCUACUAAGAAAUUACUCCAAUAUUAUAACGCUAUUAUGUCUCCAGAAACAAUAGAAAUGCUAUUUAAUCUAUUAAACUUUCAUGCACAGGAAUUAGAUAUGUCCGAGAAGAGGGAAGACCGCUCUACAUUUAACUUCGUCAUUGAUGCCCUCGCAAUGAUUUGUAUUUCUCAUACUGAGUUAAUACAAAAUAUUAAUCUCUCACAAGACAAACUAAUUAAAUUCUACAUUUCCGUUGCUGAUAUCUUUGAUCCAGAAUUCAUGAACGAUACUGAUUACUUCACAGAUAAAAUUUUUGAAGUUUUAUGUGAAGUAGAACCUUCUUAUGACUGGUGCGAGCUCUUUAGCAAGUAUUCCAAUAAAUUUUCAAACGACUUCCCAAGCAAUUUCUUGACUAAUCUUGAAGUUGUAAGUCAAGAUUUGAAUAAUCUCAAAUCUCUCAUAGAUAUCUCCUACGAUUACUUCCAAGAAUUCGACGAUCUUAAAGAGCCAUACAUUACAUGCCUCAUUAAUAUGAUAAAUAACAAAUUGGCCCAGACAGAUAAUGAUUCUACUACAAUCAGCUUCAUUUUCUCAUGUUUGAAGACAGUUAUCGAUUUAGAUGCCGAAUUCUACAUUGCUCAUCCAGAUUUCGCUAUCCAAACCUUCGACCAAGUACUUAAUAUUACUGAACAACUGAUUGAAAACACGGAUGAGAUCUUUUUCAUCUUGGAAUGGACCAAAGAUGUAUUUACAUUCCAACCCGAUGAUGAACAGAACGUUUUCCUGAGUUUAAUCCCAAGAAUGUUAAUAAUUAUUAUUCAUAUCGCCAACAACUUAUCAUACGAGGAGCUUUCAUCAGCCAAUCAGUUCAUUAACCUCAUAGACGCCAUGUCAGAGUCCAAAUACUUCAUUCCUUACUGGCAAGAACUUAUAACCGAAUUAACUCCAGGAAACAUCCUAAUUAUCAGUUGUCUGAACCAACGCUGCAGACCAGAGAUCUCCAAAGCGGUCAUACAACCACUUCUUUCUGCAGGAAUCAUCCCAUUUGGUUCAAGAUUCAUUGUUGAGUGCUUUGUCUUCUUCCCGCCCGAACUUUCCGACCAAUGCAUCCAAUACGUAUUGGAUUCCUUCCAAGAAGACCCUUCUCUCCUCAACGCGGAAUAUUUAGAAAAAUUAUCUUUACUUGCAGCGGACAUUUUCGCUCAAAACCUUCCUCUUAUAGAUAAUUUCGUCUCCCUCGAUGAUCAGGCAACCGCAGAACUCGUUCCUUACUUUUAUCUGAUUAUUAUUAUGCCAAUGAUGAAAGUUACAGACCAAGAGACCAUAAAAUCAUAUUCUACAUCCGCUCUGCAGAUUGUUACACAGAAAUUUGCCCAGAGACUUGAGAAAAAGAAGCUUCCAAAAGCAUUUAAGUUCAUUUUGGACAUGAUCCAACAUUACGUUGACUUUUUCCACGAGAACAACCGCGAGCCAAUCAUAGAGGACACAAUUGCUCAGAAAGGAAUCACUUACGGAGAUAUGAAAUAUUUUGUCCGACCAAAUUUGGAGAUUUGUAUCAGAUCGAUGCUUGACGAGCUUGGCGACAUCUUGUAUACGGACGAUAUCGACAUACAAGGUGACAUUAUGCAGAUAAUUGCUGCAGCAUCAGAUGCAGAACUACUUUCAGUAGAACUAGUUUUGGAGUGGGCGGCGGCGGCAUUUGAAAACUGUCCAUCACAGUAUAUCUAUUCCAUUUUAGACAGAGGAGGCGAUGCCGUUACAUCUAACUCCAAGAUCUUCAGAUCUCUUACUCCGGAAUACAUGCAACCAUUUCUUCAAUACAUUCCUCAGUUGCAGAAUGAAGAAGCAGCGAAACAAGCAUUUACAUGGAUCUACAAUUGUUUGCGGAUCACUAGUUUCAAUGUAUUAGAUCUUGUUGACACUGAUUUCUUCUCCAACUGUUUGAGUUUGCCAUUGACAUACGCAAUGCCUUAUCUAAUGGAUACAAUCAACUCUGUACUCGAUCCAUCAGUUGUUCAGGCAAGAGGACUUCAGAUGUGGAUAUCUCCUAUUGUUGAGAGUUUGAUUGAACACAUUGUUAAGGAUUACACAGGAAAUACAUUGGAAAUAGCAAUAGAAAAGUUGUUUAAUUGCGUGAAAUGGGAAUAUAUUCCUCCAGAAAGACUCAAAUAUAUUGUUCUAUUUAAUGAAACUGAUGAAUCAAUUAUCAACGAUUUCAAUGAAUACUUGAGAUGGUUGAUAAGCGAAGUGAUUGAUAAGAAUCCAAUAUAUUUGACCCAUAUUGUAAUAGGUUUCUCUAAGUUGUCGGCUGUUAUUAUUUUACGUAACAGAGAGAAAAAUAACUAA